AUGAAAUGCAAGGUAAUUUUUGGGUCGAAAACUGCAACAAUCCAGUUUUGAACAAAGGAUACUAAGCGGUUCACUUGGCUGAUAUUCUGAGUGCAGCAUAGCUCGAAGCAUAUUAUGCCAAACCGGUGGGAAAGAUGUAUUUCAACAGCAUCUGGGGAUUAUUGUGAACAAAUCGAACAUCUGCACCAUAAGUGACGUUUUUCUGAGAUACUGCAGAAGACAAUAGUUUAGGGUGUCAGAUCAAAACUUGAGGGUUGUGGAAGAAAUUCUGCAGCUUCGCUACGGUCAUUUGUAAUCGAGUCUUUGAUUGUGCACUUGUUUCAAGCUCCCACUUGGCUUGUCAGGCGCAAAAAUAUAGUAAACCAUCGAACCAUGGAAGAAAACUCAAGUUUAACCGAACAAGCACAAACCAGUGCAGCAAGUGGAUUUAUAAAUGGAUUGACAUUUUCCGUGAACUCGACAACGGACGUUUUGUUCGGCGAAUCACCAGAAUUCAAAACUUCCAAGUUAUUUUUGUAUUUCGUUAUUUUAGCGUUCAGUUCACUUGGCAAUGGACUUGUGUUUUGUUUAAUUUCUUGCAAUCGUCGGCUUCGGCGAGCUUCGUCGAACAGGUUGUUGUUAAAUCUGAGCGCAUGUGAUUUUCUUACGUCACUACUAAGCAUCCCUUUCGAUUUCGCUUUGGAGGAACGGGGCUACGUGUGGCCUUAUGGAUCGAUAAUGUGUCGAAUGUUGUGGCCUGCAUCAACAUUUACGGCUACAGCUUCUGCUUUGACCUUAGCUGGCAUUUCCUUAGACAGAUUUCGCCUUCUGAUGCACCCUUUUACGCCGCGUCUUACGAAAAGACAGAUAAAAGUUCUCAUCUCAGGCAUACAUAUGUUGUCAGCGGUUGUUGUCGUACCAUAUAUCAUUUUCUUAAAACUUGAAGACCACAAUUGUGUGGAAAUAUGGCCAAACUUCACCUCCAGACAAGUCUAUACAGUAGUUUUGUUCCUGGUACAGUACGCGCUGCCUCUCAGCUUUAUGACAACUGUAUACACAUUGGCGUUGACGAAAUUAUACAAAGUGACCAGUAACACGACUAAGAUGCGCAUGCGCUCUAGGGAAAAACUACGCCAAGAUGGCGCGAGCAACAACAACGCUGAGCGAGGGAGAGGGGUGGUUCGGAAACUAAGCUCCCGCGUGGCUUACAGCAUGAGGCGCGGUUUCGAGGUGGAGUCGAACGUGAGGGUGACAAAAUUGUUCAUUGCCAUUGUUGCAAUUUUCGCCGUCUUCAUGCUGCCCAAUCAGGUACUAUGGUUGUGGUCAGAUUUUGGUGGUGGAAACAAACAUCAGGAUUUGAACACGAUAAAGAUUAUCUGUUGGCUUUUUACGUAUACUAAUUGUGUCUGCAAUCCUGUCAUUUUUAUGAUAUUCUGUAAAGAGUUCCGAGCAGAGUUGGCAAAGAUUGCUAAGAAAUUGUGUCCGAACGGGCCCAGGCCCCAGCUCAGCAUAUCACGGUCGAGUGGGCCUCCUACCCAGUGUAUCCCUAUGAUAGAAUGCGUUUCUUCCCCCAACAAUUACCAGUCGCUAGACGAUAAAUGAAUUGACGAAAAAUGCCAUGACAGACGAUGUUAAGCAGUUCGACUUAAAGUAGUUCUUUCAGUAAAUUGUCAGAUUUUAGAGAUUUCAACACUGAAGCUUUAGACUUCCCCAGUAUAUGAGGACUCAUAGCGAAAUUGAAUUAGUCUGACAAGCUGUUGACAAAACGAAAAUUUCUUACCUGGGUUCGGAAACAAGAGAAAGAAAUUUGACCUCAAUGAACAACAGCUUUUUCAACCAUCAUAACCAAUUAUCUACAACGAGCCGACAAAAUGCAAGAAAAAUACAUGAAAUUGCACGAAUUUGAUGCCCGUACUUAAGCGGAAGCAAAAUUUUGGUACCGGAAAAUAACUGCUCUCAUAAACCGCUGAUGUGAUUGA
Stylophora pistillata is the source of this 1958-nucleotide messenger RNA. RefSeq names its product neuropeptide FF receptor 2. Lineage: Eukaryota; Metazoa; Cnidaria; Anthozoa; Scleractinia; Pocilloporidae. Gene Ontology annotation, molecular function: G protein-coupled receptor activity. The record is from RefSeq and is a predicted model, not a curated record. Gene Ontology annotation, biological process: G protein-coupled receptor signaling pathway. Gene Ontology annotation, cellular component: plasma membrane.